AUGGUGUCCCCAUACCUACGCAUCGACUUUCGUGACCUGGCACGAUCUGUAGGUCUCGACGUCCAAAUUUUCAUCGAGGAUGUCCAAAAGUUAAUACAAGAUGAGAACCCUAAGACGCGCUCGAGCACGUUUGGCUGGCAAGCUUACUACCCGUUAACUGAUGUAUAUGACUGGCUCAGAUCUCUUGAAACAACAUAUGAAGAUAGAGUGUCAAUUAUCAACAUUGGGAAAUCCUACGAAGGACGCGAUAUUCUCGGAGUAAAGAUUUCUUCCAAGAGAGAAGGAAGCAAAGCUAUCUUUCUGGAGUCU
Molecule: messenger RNA, 309 nt
Organism: Gryllus bimaculatus (two-spotted cricket)
Lineage: Eukaryota; Metazoa; Arthropoda; Insecta; Orthoptera; Gryllidae
Source: the annotation of a GenBank genome assembly